Solea senegalensis (Senegalese sole) is the source of this 1775-nucleotide messenger RNA. RefSeq names its product gastrula zinc finger protein xFG20-1. The transcript is spliced from 4 exons. The coding region runs from base 184 to 1515 and encodes 443 amino acids. Gene Ontology annotation, biological process: regulation of transcription by RNA polymerase II. Lineage: Eukaryota; Metazoa; Chordata; Actinopteri; Pleuronectiformes; Soleidae. Gene Ontology annotation, molecular function: DNA-binding transcription factor activity; RNA polymerase II cis-regulatory region sequence-specific DNA binding. The record is from RefSeq and is a predicted model, not a curated record.
CCCAAAGUGGGCUGCCACCCGCCAUUAAACGGCAAAGAAGAAGAACCGUUAGGGUCCGUGUACGUUUUGACCGUCCGUUUUCGUUUCGAUUAACGCGUUUUCGGUUUUAUUACAGUUUGUAAUCCGAAGUUUUAUUUGGGUAUAUUUCGCUGAUGAAGAGGGGUUUAACAGUCUGCAGCAGCGAUGGACAGCCGCGUUUCUUUCCACUCUCAGCUCUCCUCCAUCAUGGAGACGAUGGCCAAGUCUGCCUUCAGUCAUAUCAGCAAACUGGUGGAUGAAGAUUCUGCCGAGCUCCGACUCGAGUUGUCUCGGCUUUUGUUUGCUAAUUCAGCCCUGACAGAAAAAGUAAACAGUCUUGAGUGUGAGCUGACCAUUGUGAAAAGCGACGUGCCCGUUUUGUGCAAAACUUAUAGCAGCGUGGGCGUACAAACUGUCUGCUACAAAGACGGAGAUCCUCACGUGUCCGGGUCUCCUGUUAUAGAGGGGAUCUUUGGUAAAGACUGGUGUAUGAAUCUGUGGAAAGACAGAGACCCAUAUCGUCUGGAGACAGUCACUAACUCACCACAGUGUUGUGAUAAGUUGGUGCCUGAUCAUAUUACUGUGACUGAGAUCAAAGAGGAGGAUUAUGAGGAAGCUGCCGGAAUCCGCCAGCAGGAGACAUUUAGUACAGUGGAUGACCAUGAAGAAAGUUCCGUUGUGGAGCUCGAGCGGCUGUCAGUCAGCUACUCUGCUGAUGGCAGCACUUACAGUCUGUCAUUUGAUCAAGAAGAAGACCUGGUUGAGUCUGCAGUUGAUACUGAAGAACCGUCAGAGGAGCUGUCUAUCAACGAUACAGAGGAGACCUUCAGCGCUCAUAUUAUUCCAAUCAAUGAGGACGAUGACGAUGACGACGAUGUACAGUUUGUUCAAGAAAGUCACCAGGAGCCUGCUAUGGACACUGCGUGGUUGCCUGGCAACAACAAGCAGCAAACAUUAUUGGCCGACACCAUUGAAAACAGCACUGCUUUGGAGAAAGAUUCACAUGAUAACUUUAAUAUGCUCAAUGAAGAAACAGUCGGAGAUCUAAACAAAGACAUAUUCACAUGCAAAAUAUGUAGCAGAACAUUUUACCACAAGGGCACUCUAACACACCACAUGAAGUUUCACAAGUCAAACUUCUGUAGCAUUUGUAAGCAGCAUUUCCCACACAGGAGUAAGUUAAACAUGCACACCUGCAUACCUCCUGUUCUGUCACACACCAAGUCUUGUGAGCUGUGUGGGAAGUCUUUUGCAAACCCAUCGGCUCUGAGAAUACACUAUGUGGUCCACACAGGAGAGAAACCCUACAGCUGCAGCUUGUGUGGAAAAGGGUUCACCCAGAAAGGCAAUCUGAAAUGUCACCUACGCAUCCAUACUGGGGAGAGACCAUUUAUCUGUGGUAAAUGUGGAAAGACCUUCACACAAAAGGUAAACCUCAACCAUCAUUUAAUGGCACACAGAAAUCGUGAGGUGGAAUCGGGUAAGCCCUUCAAAUGAAUCCAAGAACUUAAUGGCCUUCGGUAAAUGACUGAUCUGAUUGUAGUACAUGAAAAGUAGCUUUAUUAAUUUGAGUGGAUAAUACAGUACUCCUCACAUUGAUGUAAGUUUAGUUAAUGUCAUGUGAGUAAUAACACAUAGUGUGUAGUAACUGUCAUUAUGCUGCACUUACAUACAUGUUCUGUUGUAUGACAUUUAAGCUGUUCAGUGUUGUAAUAGUUGAUUCUGGGUUUGCAAUAAAGAAAAGUCAUAGAUUUUCA